AUGCGAAAGCCAGCAAGGGAUAAUCCAUGGGCGACCGGAUCUCCCGUUCCUGAAGCAAAUGAUGAUCAGGAUGACAGAGUGAAUGCGACAGCCGAAAAGCUGAAAGAUUUACAGACUGCUUCCAAUGCUGCCCACACAGAUAUUCAAACAAGCAAAGCAUCACAACAGAAAUACAGCUUGACUUCAGAUGAACGUGAAGGCGAUUACGAUUUACCAAAAUUAGGCAAACCUGCUGCUCGAUAUUUUAACUUUAAACCAGGCUAUCUGAACUUGAACAAUGGCUCAUAUGGAGCAUGUCCUCAACCGGUGAUGGAAUAUGUGAAACAGCUACUAGACCAACAGGAAGAAACUCCCGACAAUUGGCGAUACAACGUGAUGGGUGAUUUAGUAGACGAAGCAAAAGCAAGUAUAGCAAAGAUUGUCAAUGCUGAACCAGAAACGAUUGCAUUAAUCCAAAAUGCAUCAACAGGAACAAAUGCGGUUUUGAGAGAUAUGAUCUUCAAAGACGGUGAUGCGAUCUUGACAUUAUCCUGCACAUACGGCGCUGUCAAUAAAACGAUUGAUUACGUUUUGGAAAAUGAAAGAUUACGUGGAAUAAAUGUCACAAAUGAAGUCGUCUCGAUAACUCUCCCAUGCAAACACGAAGAUAUGCUAGCAAAACUGCGUGAAAGCAUUGCAAGUGUGAAGAAAGCUGGAAAGAAAAUCCGAAUCGGAGUUGUCGAUACAAUCUUUUCUAGACCUGGUGUACGUCUGCCAUGGGAAGAGAUGGUUGCCAUUCUGCGAGAGAAUGGUAUCCUCUCUCUUGUAGAUGGAGCACACGGAAUCGGAGCAAUUCCAAUCGAUCUCAAGAAAGCCGAUCCUGACUUUUUCGUUUCGAAUUGUCACAAAUGGCUAUAUGCUCACAGGAGUAAUGCGUUCUUGUAUGUGCCUCUUCGCAAUAGACACAUUCAAAGAUCCGGUAUGCCCACUUCAUUCUGCUUCACACCAAACGCUACAUCCGAAAAUAAUACUUGGUCACAACAAUGGAUGUUAAAUGGAACAACAGAUAUGUCAGUCGCACUUUCCGUACAAGCCGCGAUUCAAUUCCGUCAAAAGUUGGGAGGAGAAGCAAGGAUAAUGAAUUACAACCACGAUUUAGCCGUUCGCGGGGGAGAAGAAGCAGCAAAGAUUCUAGGAACUUCAGUGAUGGAUAAUGAAGAUCAUUCAUUAACAGCCUCGAUGGUAAAUAUACGAUUGCCAAUCAUUUCUUCACGUAUUGCAAAUGGAAAUACGCAAGAUCCCGUCGCAUUCGAAAAAUGGGCUCAAAAAGCGGAAUCUUGGUUCUUUAAAUCUUUGUUUGAAGAAUUCAAAUGUGCUGCUCCCGUUUUUGCACAUGACGGAAAGAUUUGGGUUCGAAUGAGCGCUCAAAUAUGGCUUGAUAUUGACGAUUUCAAAUAUUGUGCUCGUGCUUUAUUGGACCUUUGUAAACGUAUAAAUGAGGGGCAGGUAACCGAUCUCAAAUAA
Molecule: messenger RNA, 1503 nt
Organism: Meira miltonrushii
Lineage: Eukaryota; Fungi; Basidiomycota; Exobasidiomycetes; Exobasidiales; Brachybasidiaceae
Product: PLP-dependent transferase
Exons: 1
Coding region: 1-1503 (500 amino acids)
Source: RefSeq, a predicted model, not a curated record